This is a messenger RNA of Chara braunii, 1403 nucleotides long. The record is from the annotation of a GenBank genome assembly. NCBI's taxonomy places the organism in Eukaryota, Viridiplantae, Streptophyta, Charophyceae, Charales, Characeae.
AGGAGAUGGAGAAGAAGAAAUUUGCUCGUCGAGCUGACACUUUUCUACUGAGGAUCGGUAUGGGCCGGGUGAGGGGUGCGCUUCUGCGGCAUCAGCGGGUAGUGAGGAUGUCUCUCCUCGCUUUGUGUGUGGUGGUCGUCGGCGCGCAGCUCCGCUGGGUGGUAUUUGGCGGCCCAACUACGUUCGAAAGUCUGUGCGCGGCUAUAGAGAAGAAGAGGUCUUACGUGGAGCUGAGGGGGACGGUGGUACUUCGCGGCAAUUUGCCGGCGAUCGCUCACUCGAUGACGAUCGCGGGAAAGUCGAAGUCUGCGCGGAUAAAGUCGGAUUUUCGCGGGAAAUUUCGACUCUUCGUUGUCCGAGGCGCGGGAGUGACCUUGGUGCUCAAGGAUAUGGAGUUGAGCGGAGGCCAGGCAGCCAAGAAGAGUUCCAAAGAGGCCAAGAAGAUGCCCAUGCUGGCCGACGGGGGUUCGGUAUUAGUGUACGGAGGAGCCUCGGUGGAAUUGCACAACGUCUUCUUCAACCACAGCAAAGCGGCCAACGGAGCCGCCAUAGCCGCCCACGACGCAAGCUCGGUGACUGUACGGAACUGUCGGUUCCUGAACAAUGCAGCCUGGAACACAGGAGGGGCGAUCUACUUGACGAACAGGUCCACAGUCUGGACCUGGAGCAGCAGCUUCGAGAGGAAUAAGGGGUCGGUCAAGGGGGGGGCAGUGCAUGCGAACCAGGGGUCGUUCUACAGGUCGGUAGGGUGCAUUUACAGGAGGAAUGCGGUGAAAGAGGAGGGGGGAGGGGGGUGGGUGGUGGGUGGGGAGGGCACCAUGGCUGAGUCCAUUGAUGACUUGUUCUUCGAGAAUAAAGCACAGUACCCAUCUGCCAAAGGAGGCGGGGUAAUUGUCAAGCACAAGGGCAAGCUCUAUGUGUCCAACAGCCGGUUCGUGGGCAAUAAAGUCCCGACCGAUGUCGGAAAUAGCAUUUGGUUGGAACCGGGCGGCGCCCUCGGUCUGCUGGAAGGAACGCCGGAGGCGGUCGUGGAAUGGCCAGACGACGUACCUGGUCCGACUUUUGCUCGAAAUUCGGCUGACGUGCAACUGCCUUCCAAAGGAUUCAUGGGACGGUAGCAGUCGAAGUACCACCCAGUUAGAACGUAGGAAAAAGAAGAAAGUUCAUCAGAGAUUCGUGUUGCUCCUUUCCUUCUUUUCCUCUUUUUUUUUUUUUUUUUUUUUUUUUGUUUUAAACCAUCCUGAGCCUAAUAGUGCUUCGUGCUGCUGCUGUUGUUGUUGUUGUUGCUGUUGUUGUUGUUGUUGUUGUUGUUGUAAUUGAAGUAGAGAGCUAGAAAAUGCGAAGAAGAACGGCCAUCAGCGAUUUCGUUUUUUUUUUCCCCUCAACAAAGGGAACGGAGAGUC